Messenger RNA from Cuculus canorus (common cuckoo), 1397 nucleotides. RefSeq lists its product as uncharacterized. NCBI's taxonomy places the organism in Eukaryota, Metazoa, Chordata, Aves, Cuculiformes, Cuculidae. The record is from RefSeq and is a predicted model, not a curated record. The transcript is spliced from 8 exons. Bases 135 to 1331 code for a protein of 398 amino acids.
AACACUGCUGCUGUCCUCUCUGUCCUCUCCUCCAGCAGCAGCUCGUGUGGACUCAGGAUGAAUAAAGCCAUGGCUGCUACCGGUGCUGCUCCAGCUGCGUUGUGGGUGCAGGGCUUUGGUUUUUGGUGUUCCUCAUGAAGGGUAUCCCAGACGCACCCGUGGUCCCCAGGCAGUGGUUUGAGUCCCUUGGUGGCCAAGGUAUCACGGCACCAGUUACCAGGAGACACCAUCACCAUCCCAACGGAGACAUUCCACAGCCACCCCUGGCUCGGGGCAGGCAGAAGCUACUGUGGGGCAGCCCCACCGCAGCAUCUGCCUUUCCGUUUGUCCAUCCCUCCCUGCAGGACGUGGGGCUGGGCACGGCAGGGAGAGCACACACCAGCAUGAACUUGUACACCACAAACUAUGCAGUGGCUAAUGGCCAGCAGCAUUUACAUCCCCACAUCAGCCACCCCACCGAGAGCGGCUUUGUGACCAACAACCUCUCAGCCGUCUUCAACCUUCUCUGCCCACCCAGCAGAGCGGAGGGCUACUGCCUCCACACUGCUGUGUCCACCACCACUGAGCACUUCCAGCCCCUCUGUUUCCCCGAAGACCGGAGCCUCCUGGCCCAGUGCAACUACCAGCCACAGAAGAGCUGCUAUUCUCACCUCCACACUGGAGUGGAAGGUCCUCAGGACAUGGGGCAAUGCAGCAAGAACAACUGCACCGGUCCUACCUGUCCAGAUGUUCUCCAGAAGAUGACCAUUGGUGCCAAAGAGCCACCAGGCUUCUCCGUGGCCACCUGGAGGAGUGACGGCAUUCUGCCACCCGUGAGCCCCAGCCCCCUGGAUCUCCUGUCCCCCACUACUCUCCCAUUCCCGCUGCACCCCAUGAAAUGCAUUUCCCAGUGUAGGGCAGAGGACAUGCAUGUCCCAGCCAUCCCAUCCAUCUGCCAGGGUGGUGAGAAGAUCCUAGUGCUGCCGACGAUCUCCAAAAGAGGCAGUGCGUUCAUCUGGGAGGUGCCAGGCUGCCAGGGCAUGGAGAUAAGAAGGACCUCAUCCCACUGCCUGGGCGCAGAGGGCUUGCCCAAGGUGGGUCACCCCAUCCCACUCAUGUCCCAAGGGCUGCAGGUGCCACGAGUGAUCCGGGCCAGCUUGCCAGGACAAUACCGUGCUGUCAGGAAGGAGCCGUUGGGGUUUACCACCAAGAAUGGCCAGUACCCGGCCCUGCCUCUCGCUGUGCCAGCUUGGUGUUGGUGGGGUCCAACUUGGAUGGGGAGACCCAUGGCGAGCAUCCAGCCCCCGCACCCGAGUGGCUUCACCACCAACAAUGACCCCACCAAGAUCUGAGGUGACACUGAGGUCCUCCUUGGGGGCUGGAUCUCAGGAGUCUCAGGACCUCCCCAUUCCCUGGGA